Messenger RNA from Salmo salar (Atlantic salmon), 2792 nucleotides. RefSeq lists its product as uncharacterized. The record is from RefSeq and is a predicted model, not a curated record. Gene Ontology annotation, molecular function: protein binding. Lineage: Eukaryota; Metazoa; Chordata; Actinopteri; Salmoniformes; Salmonidae.
AUGAGAAUGAAGAGUGUGGUAGCUCUGCUGGUGUUGCUGCACUGCUGUCUGUCUGGAGCCCAGGUCCACAAAGACAGAGACAGAGUCAGUGUGAAUGAGAUCCAUCAGUUUGACUAUGAGGAUGGAGAGAGCAGAGGGAAUGACAUUCAGGUUGACAAACAAAGAGCGGAAGCUGCAGCCACAACACACAGCCAGCAAACCUGCCAGCCUGACAUCCACAUUGUGCUGAGAGAGAUGAACACCAUGAUGGUGGAGCAGAGAGUUGAGCUGAGACACACGAAGACUGAACUGGGAGCCAUGGAGGCCCGACUGAGAGCCAGUGAGAGCCAGGUGGAGGAACUGAAAUCCAAAGUGGAGGAACAGACUAGAAGGAAUGAAGCACAAGCAGUGGAACUAAGCUCCAUGGAGACUCGUUCUAACAUAACUGAGAGCCACGUUGAAGUUCUGAAGAGACAUAUUGAAGACAUAAAGGUGGCUUUCUCCGCCUCACUUGGAGGACCUGCUUUUAGUGGACAAGUUGGACCCUUCAACACUGGAACCACCCUGGUCUACAGAAAUGUCUACACAAAUAUUGGCAACGCUUAUAACCCCACUACAGGGAUCUUCACAGCACCAGUGAGAGGACUCUAUCUGUUCAGGUUUUACAUCUUUGCAUGGGGUGAUGAUUCAGUUCCUACAACCACGGCCUUGUUUAAGAAUGGACAUCAAAUAGCUAUGGCAUUUGCUCGCCAAGCUGCUGGUAGUGUUAAUUCCUCCAAUGGAGUGUCACUGCUGCUGGAGGUGGGAGAUGUGGUCUACGUGCAUCUCUGGGCUGAGCGGCAGAUAUUUGACAAUGUAAAUCGCCUCAGCACCUUCAGUGGUCACCUGCUUUUCACGAUGUAAGAGGAUUGUUGCAGUCAUUUUAUUUCAAUAUCAAAUCAUUUCUGGGUGACAAUGAAGUACCUUACUGUGAUAGAUUUCAAUUAUAAUGGGCAACAAUUGCUUUUUAGCAGAAAACUAUUUCUCAAGCAAGACGUUUGCUUGGUCUGUGUGUGGUCUGAGUAGAGAAGAGAAAACUGAAAACUAGAUUUUAUUGGCAGAGGUUUGUAACUCUCUUUGUUAUUGGUCUACUAUUAUUAACCAAUUUACUGCAUGGUGAUGUCACCAUGGAAAGCUGAAACUCCCUACCUGAACUUAUCCAAUAAGAAACAUUUGUUUUUUCGUUUUCUGUUGCAAAACGUUUUGUUACAGUCUAUGGUAAUGAAUACAACCCCGGCCUACUCUCUGAAUAACACCACCACCAUGACCAUACAGAGCUCUCAACCCAGCGCAACCAGACCAAACCCAAGCCUCAUCUUCCUCUAACACGUGGUCAUUCACAGCACACCUCAGAUUCCAUCUCCCACAGACCAAACCUGUAUGAAUACAUGGCAAAAACAAAGGUGGACUUAUUAUCCACGACCAAUAAACCAACCAAGUUGAGACUCUUUGCACUUAGCUGCAAACAUGUAUGCUUCCCCCCUCCUCUUCUCACCAUGGCUGGAUUUGUGGGACUUUCUGCCAAAGACAAAAAUACAAAAAUCCACUUCUGUCUAUACACUGGAUUUCCAUGGCCAGCACCUGAGUUAGCCUCUCGCCUGAAUAGACUGGCCGAAUGGAGGAUACUGUCCAGAUGGAGCGUUGAAGAGCAGAGGACAGACGAUAUAUUAUGGGUAGGUUGGAGUAACAAACAAAUGUUCAGGAGAGGUGGGUCUGUCAUACAGGCCAAAGUAGUGCUGAGGAGUAUUUCUGUCUGUAAUAAAGCCCUUUAUGUGGGGAAAAACUCAUUCUGAUUGGCUGGGCCUGGCUCCCCAGUGGGUGGACCUGGCUCCCAAGUGGGUGGGCCUAUGCCCUACCAGGCCCACCCAUGGCUGUGCCCCUACCCAGUCAUGUGAAAUCCAUAGAUUAGGGCCUAAUGAAUUUAUUUCAGUUGAGUGAUUUCCUUCUAUGAACUGUAGAAUCUUUGGAAUUGUUGCAUGUUGAGUUUACAUUUUCUUUCAGUAUAUAUGAACUAUUCAGGGUUGCAAGAUUCCAGUAACUUUCCCAAAACUCCCACGUUUUUCAGAAAUCCCCAGAUAUUCUGCAAUGUCCUCUUAAUUCCUGGAACAUUCAAACCAGGAUUUUUGGAAAACCUGGGAAUUUGGGGAAAGUUACUGGAAUUUUGCAACCCUAGCACUAUUAUAUGAAUUGGGGUUCUGGAAGUUUACCUGUAUUUUCAGUAAAUGGCAUAUUUUGAAUGUAAUUAUUUCCCAAACUAGAUGCUGUUUAUGACUUCAUUGUUAGAUUGGAAUAAAAGCCUCCAUUGAGACCCUGUAAAAACCUGUGGCAGUCUUGUUUUAUCAUAAGUUCAUGCAAAUUAAUUCAGUCAUUGCUGCAUCUCUCGUCUGACACACGCACACACACAUUUCUGCACACGUGAGAACUGAUACCUUCAACCAAAAACGUGCACGUUUCCGCCAUCCAUGCACACAAGGCAAAGUUCAUUCAGAUGGGGCUUGUUGAGACUGUAUAUCAUGAUAUGAGUUUUUACGAGGGCACAUCUCUUUUUGUUGAUCGUAAACAUUUUAAAAAAAUAUGACAAAAUAAUUCCUAUACUUCCACACCUAAUGAUUAGAAUACAAUUUUUUGAAAUGAUAAGAAAACAACUUAAAGGCAAAGGUUGAUUAUUGUUAAUGUGGUCUUGGGUAUACGCUUCUUGGCAUUCUUUGUUCUUUUUUUUGUGUCACAUGGUUAUCCUUGGACCAAAUCAGAUAAAAGUAAUCGUGGUGAAUCAG